AUGGGUGACAGGAAGGAAGCACAUCUAACUCCUAUGCAAUCAGCCCAUCCAUGUAGCCCUUCAAGGCUGUGCAGCGGUCCAGCGUCGCCCCAAGGUCGCCAUCCUCCCUGGCCCCACACGCAGAGGGCAGCGGUGAACGGUGGCUUCGCGCAGGCGCAGAUCCCUCCCCCCGCCCCCCAGCGGACAAGCCAGGCCCAGUUUUUCUCUUGGGCCGAUCUGCGCCCUCGGGCCUUACCGUCCUCCGCGCCGCCGCAGAGGAGGCCGCUCCGGGCAGGUCCUGCCACCUCUGUCCCCGGCCCCGGACGUCCGCGCCGUGCUCCCCGAGCUCGAGCGUCCCCGGAGCACAGCCGCGUCCACCCACUGCGGACCCGGACGCUCAGGCCUCAGCUGGGAUUAAAGCCGGGGAGCAAGGGCGUAGGCGACCCUGGGACCCGCAGGAAACCAAGGCGUCGUGGCGGCAGUGCGCACGCGCGAUGUGCACAAGUGCAAAAGCCACUGGAAGGCGGUGUCCCACCAUACGGCCUAGGGUGUAGGAGUACUGCAGAGACUCUCUCUCCCAGAAGUCCACGCGCCACCGAGUCUAGGGACCGUCGCGCAAGACCUCACCUCAUCUUAGCAGCUCGGAGGCGCUGUGCUGAUAGAGAUGGCCUCCCGGAGCUCAACUUCGAAGGUCUGGUGAUGACAAGGUUCCUGGACUGGGACAAGACCCUGAAGGUGUCUGACAAGUACCUCCUGUCUGUGGUAAUAGCUUAUUUCAGUUGCACUGGCCUCUUCUGCAGGCAGUGUAAGCCAAUCCAUUUCUUCCUGGCUCUAUACCUGGUCAGUGAUGUGGAGGAGGACUACCAGAUCCCUAAACAAGACAUUUUCUAUUUCCUCUAUGGGAAGAGCUAUGCCCAGCACCCCAUGUUCCACAAACUGUGGUUCCAAUUCAUUCGGUCCAUGGGCUGGAGGGCUUGGGUGUCCCCAGAGGAGUGUGAAGAGAUCCAGGCUUACAACCCAGAUCUCUGGGUGUGGGCACGAGAUCGCAGCAAACUCACCUUGAACUCUGGGACCACAGAGGCCUGA
Messenger RNA from Nannospalax galili (Upper Galilee mountains blind mole rat), 1065 nucleotides. RefSeq lists its product as uncharacterized. The coding region runs from base 1 to 1065 and encodes 354 amino acids. The record is from RefSeq and is a predicted model, not a curated record. NCBI's taxonomy places the organism in Eukaryota, Metazoa, Chordata, Mammalia, Rodentia, Spalacidae. Gene Ontology annotation, biological process: positive regulation of cyclin-dependent protein serine/threonine kinase activity. The transcript has 6 exons. Gene Ontology annotation, molecular function: protein kinase binding.